Diospyros lotus (date-plum) is the source of this 1644-nucleotide messenger RNA. Its product is annotated as 7-dehydrocholesterol reductase. The record is from RefSeq and is a predicted model, not a curated record. Gene Ontology annotation, biological process: sterol biosynthetic process; brassinosteroid biosynthetic process. Gene Ontology annotation, molecular function: oxidoreductase activity, acting on the CH-CH group of donors, NAD or NADP as acceptor. The transcript is spliced from 13 exons. Gene Ontology annotation, cellular component: endoplasmic reticulum membrane. Bases 36 to 1343 code for a protein of 435 amino acids. Lineage: Eukaryota; Viridiplantae; Streptophyta; Magnoliopsida; Ericales; Ebenaceae.
CGAGAGAGAGAGAGAGAGAGAGAGAUCAGGCAGCGAUGGCAGAAUCAAAGGUGAUGGUGCACUCUCCCAUGGUUACCUACAUAUCUAUGCUCUCCCUCCUUACUCUCUGCCCUCCUUUCGUUAUUCUCUUAUGGUACACAAUGGUGCAUGCAGAUGGCUCUAUUUCUCAGACUUUCACUUACCUCAGGCACCAAGGUCUGCAAGGAUUAAUUGACAUUUGGCCCAAACCCACUGCUACUGCAUGCAAAAUAAUUGCAUCUUAUGCCGUCUUUGAGGCUGCACUUCAGCUUCUCCUCCCUGGUCCAAGGAUCCAAGGCCCAAUAUCUCCUGCUGGAAACAGGCCUGUGUAUAAGGCAAAUGGUGUGGCUGCAUAUUUGGUGACAUUGAUUACUUAUCUCUCCCUUUGGUGGUUUGGGAUUUUCAACCCCUCAGUUGUCUAUGAUCACUUGGGAGAAAUAUUUUCAGCACUCAUUUUUGGGAGCUUCAUCUUUUGUAUCUUCUUGUACAUUAAAGGUCAUGUUGCACCAUCUUCUGCAGAUUCUGGUUCGUCAGGGAACAUAAUAAUUGAUUUCUACUGGGGUAUGGAGCUGUAUCCUCGCAUUGGCAAGAACUUUGAUAUAAAGGUUUUCACAAACUGCAGAUUUGGGAUGAUGUCCUGGGCAGUUCUUGCUCUCACCUAUUGCAUAAAGCAGUAUGAAGCAAAUGGAAGGGUGGCUGAUUCCAUGCUUGUAAAUACUAUAUUGAUGCUGGUAUAUGUCACAAAGUUCUUUUGGUGGGAAGAUGGAUACUUCAACACAAUGGAUAUUGCACAUGAUCGAGCUGGUUUUUAUAUAUGCUGGGGAUGCUUGGUGUGGGUUCCAUCUAUAUAUACUUCUCCCGGCAUGUACCUAGUAAAUCAUCCUGUGAAUCUUGGAAUUCAGCUUGCUAUCUCUAUCCUUGUAGCAGGCAUUAUGUGCAUAUACAUCAACUAUGAUUGUGACAGGCAAAGGCAAGAAUUUCGGCGAACAAAUGGCAAGGCCUUUGUCUGGGGUAAAGCUCCAUCGAAGAUUGUAGCCUCAUACACAACAAGUACUGGUGAGACGAAAAACAGCCUUCUUCUGACCUCAGGAUGGUGGGGCUUAUCUCGUCAUUUCCAUUAUGUACCAGAAAUAUUAGCAGCUUUCUUCUGGAGUGUACCAGCUCUCUUCAACCAUUUUCUUCCUUACUUCUAUGUGGUGUUUCUUACCAUCCUUCUGUUUGACCGAGCCAAAAGAGAUGACGACCGAUGUCGAUCAAAAUAUGGAAAAUAUUGGAAAUCGUACUGCGACAAGGUCCCUUGCAGGAUUAUACCAGGAAUCUACUGAGAUUUUGUAUGGGUUUAGAGUUAAAGACUUGUGUUUAAGCAGGGUGGGGGUGAUUUAAAACUUGAUUUUUGUUUUUUUGGUUGGUUGAAAACAUGGAGUACUUGUUUUCCUUGUUUGUUUGCUGCAUUAAGAGAACAAUGCUUCUCCUUCAGCGUAGGCUGGCGCUGGUGCUGGACACAUCCAUAUCAUCGAGUAAAAGUACCCUUCUUGCUUUUUAAGAUGGUGAAAAGUGUAUAAUAUCAUGUCUAAGGCAAUGCUUCUUGGUCUUUUGGUGAGAAUAUAAUCGUCUUUAAUUUGUUCA